This is a messenger RNA of Naegleria gruberi, 1833 nucleotides long. RefSeq lists its product as uncharacterized. NCBI's taxonomy places the organism in Eukaryota, Heterolobosea, Eutetramitea, Acrasida, Naegleriidae. The coding region runs from base 1 to 1833 and encodes 610 amino acids. The transcript has a single exon. The record is from RefSeq and is a predicted model, not a curated record.
AUGAACACUAUUCAGAAGCUCAUCUUUGUAUUGUUAUUGGGUCUACUUGUUAGUGUUGUGUAUUCAUCCACAUUAUCAUCAACAUCUGGAGAUUCGUCCAGUUUAUCUUCACUUUGUACUCAAAUUCCAAUCUCUAUAACAAAUAUUGGUGAGUGUGUUGAAACCGAAUGUAAAGCAACUAUCAGCACAUUAACCAAAACUCUCUCAUCCAAAUCAAAUUGUUUUCUUUUAACUGUCGAAAAUCAAAUUGUCGGUCAAAUUAAUAUUGACAUGCAAAACGGUUUCAAAACACAACAAUCUAAUGAGUGUUAUUAUUCUGAUGAUUAUGCUUUCAAUACUACUAUUAAAUGUAGUAGAUCCUCUCGUUUGACUUGUAGUAAUUGUCCAGGUUUCUCUUCGAAUAAUCCCUAUUCGAAAUGUGUUUUUGGAAGAGGUAUUGAAAAUCAGUCCUGGUGUGGAUAUACAACUUAUUUUAUGGGAAAUUUGAGAUAUAAAGUUUGUCAUCUCAGUGAACCUUCUCCACCAUCCAUAAUGAUGAAAGUUUCUACUAGUCAAAAUUCCAUUCCUUUCUACGUUAAUUAUACGAAAGAUGUCAAUCAAUAUACUAACUCUGAUGGUAGUAUUACUGUUUCUGUUGAUAAUGUGAAAACUACUGAUCCAGAAGUCAAGCAAUUCAUUGCCUAUGAUUCAGCAAAUCCAACCGAUUUCUUUUAUUUACCUUUUCACUUGGUUAAUAUGGGAAACGAGUUUAAUUAUUCCAAAUUGGGAUGGGUCAAAUCAUUCCCUAAACCUAGUAUUGGUCAUCCAGAUUAUCCACCAACUAAUUUCAUGACUAUUGGUUGUGAAACUCAAAAUGGUAUUGCAACAACUUCAGCUGUCUAUAAUUCUGACAUUUUGACUUCCUCUUAUGCAGCUUCCAAAAUUGGAGGCAUGUCUUUACAAGAUGCAGAAUAUAACACUUUACAAUUAUCAAACUUCCCUGGAUUGGGUUACAAUUAUCAACCUUAUCAUUAUAUUAAGGAUGGUAUCAUGAGCAUUUUUUACAAAACUCCGUCUCGUGUUACCUUUAUUGGAAUAACUCCUGAUCUCCAUAUAGUUCCAAUGCAAUAUAAUGCAAUUCCUGCAAGUGUUAAUAUCAAGACUAAUAGAGGUUUGGUUGAAACAUUUACAAGUCCAGUAGCUCACUGUGAUUAUGUUUAUACUCCUGAAGGUGGAGCAUGUACUCAAGUGUGUCUUAUUCGAAACUCUGAUAGUGUUUCCUCAUAUGGAUUUGCAAGAAUGAAUAGCUGUCAAUUUAAUCAUCAUUCUUUGGUUGGAUUAUCCGAUUUUUCAAUCACUGCAAUGAAAUGGCCUGAAAUGCAAUGGUAUUCUUACACAUUUAAAAAGAAUAUUACAUCUACUAGAGUUAAUACCCCUUCUCUAGUGUCAAGUGUCACAAUUAAUUCAUUGACUGUUAGUUUGAAUUAUCAAUUAACAUUAAGAAACUUUACAAUUUCAUUCAAAUCAAGUUCAAUCAUUCCAACCAUUGGAAAUUGUACUCAAGAUGGAAAUCAAUUAUCAUUUACAUUGGGAAGUUUAUCCUAUCCUGGAAAAAUUCUGGUAUACUUUUCAGAUUCAAAUAUUCCUUCAUUAUCACCAGUUGUUGGUCUAAUUCCAUCUGUGUCAACUGUCCAAUUGACCGAUUCACAAGUUAAAACUCAAGAUUUGGUUGUCAUUGCAAGAAAUGGAGAUUAUCAAUCAACUUGUAUCAUUUCAAUGAAAGGUGUGUUAUCAACUGAACCAUUUGUAUCUAGACAAUAUUGUAAACUUAGAGUCAACCACAAAUUCAACUGA